Messenger RNA from Rotaria sp. Silwood2, 1722 nucleotides. Lineage: Eukaryota; Metazoa; Rotifera; Eurotatoria; Philodinida; Philodinidae. The record is from the annotation of a GenBank genome assembly.
AUGUAUAAACGAUACGAAGAACGACAAGGAGGAACUACGCGUGAAUAUUUUGAAGCUGAUGAUUCUCGUAAUAGAGUAUCAACAACAGAAACAACUUAUCGAUCAUCAAUGAGUCCACGCGUUACUAAUGUACAACGAUCACGUCCUUCGGCUUUUGGUGGUGGUGGUGUUAUGACACGAGUUUAUCAAAAUUUUCAAACAAGUGGUGGACGUGGUGGUUUUGGUCCAGGUCUUGCUUCUCUAGCAAAUUUUCCUGGUGUACCAAUGCGUGGUCCAAGCAAUUCAAGUACUGCAUUAGUUGGUCUUACUACAACACGUCAUCGUGAUAAACGUGAACUUGAACAAUUAAAUGAUAAAUUUGCACAAUAUAUUGAAAAAGUACGAUUUUUAGAAGCACAAAAUAAAAAAUUAUUACUUGAAUUAGAAGCAUUACGAAAUCGUGCAGGACAAGGUUCAUCGCGUAUUAAAGAAAUGUAUGAUGUUGAAAUGACUGAAGCUGGUAGAUUAAUUGAAGCUGCAAAAAAAGAAGCUGCUAAUGCUAAUAAUAAAGCUCAGCAAGCUGAACAAGAAGUUAAACGACAACGAGCACGAUAUAAUGAAGUAUCUGGUUUAAGAGAACUCGAUCGUAAACAAAUAGAUGCUAUUGAACGACAAAUUGCUGAAAAUCAAGCUCAAAUAAAUUUAUUCCGACGUCGUAUUGCCGACCUUGAAGAUGAAGCACGACGAUAUAAAGCUGAAAGUCAACGUCUAUCAUCUGAAAUAGCACGUAUUCAACAUGAAAUACAAAAUGAAUUAUUUCUUAGAUCAUCAUCUGAUGUAGAAAAAAUAGCUCUUCAAGAUGAAUUAGCUACACUUAAACAAAUACAUGAAUCUGAUUUAGCUGAAAUUCGUUCUCGAGCUAUAUCCACUGAUCUUGAUCCAACGAAAUUUUUUCGUAAUGAAUUAGUACAAGCUAUACGUGAAAUUCGUAAUGAUUAUGAAAAUGACGUUGAUAGUAAACGUGCGGAUAUGCAAAAUCGUUAUUCAUUAGUAUGCAAUGAACUUUUCAUGCGUUUAAAUCGACCAGAUACAAAUCCACUUUAUAAUGAACAACAACGUCGACAAGAAGAACGUUUUCGUAAUGAAAUAUUACAAACACAAAAUCAAAAUGGUUAUCUUCGAGCAAAAAAUAACGAUAUUCACAAUCGUAUUGAGGAACUCGAAAGAAAAGUUAAAUCAUUACGUGAAGAUGGCAGUUAUGCUCAAACUAAAAUGGCUAAAGAUAUUGAAGAAGCACGUCAUCGAUUAGAACGAGCAAAUCGUCAAUAUGAAGAAGUAACAAGCUUAAAAACAUCAUUAGAAAAAGAAAUUAGUACUUAUAGAGAAUUACUUGAAAGUCAACAAGGUCUUCGUGGAUUUGUUGAUCGAAUUGUACAAAAUGCUGAACAACAAGCUUUUGAUCGAUCUGUUGGUGAUAAUAGUAGUGCUAGUUUUGGUGGUCGUACUGGUGGAUCAACAACAACUGUUAGACGUACAGUUUAUACUUCAGGUGGUAGUGGUAGUGGUAGUGGUGGUUCAAAUUAUGGUUAUGGAAGUUUAAGUGGAUCUGGUAAUGUUAGUAAUCUUAUUAAUCAAAACGUUCGAUCAACAAAUACUUAUGAAACACUAUCAAGUGGUUUUAGAAAUACAUAUCGUGAUAAUACUGGUAGUAAUAGUAUGACACGACAAAGUGGAGACUAUUAA